AUGGAUACACAAGCCUGGUCUGAUAAAGUAUUAACCUCCGAAUAUUUGGAUUGGUAUUCCAAAUUAACUGAUUUGCCAACCACCAUAUCAGAUAAACUUCGUUCCAAGUUAUAUACAAGGUAUAAGAAAAAAACCGGGCUUGAUCCCUGGAUGAAUGCCAAAACCUCUGAAUCUUCACAAAUCGAAAAGACUGAUAAUUACCUUUCACAAGAUUGUGUUAUCAAAAUUUCUAAGUUUCCAGAAGAAAAAAGCACAAUCCAUGAAGCAGUACAUAAACGCUUCCCUUUCUUGACAUAUACUAAUUCAAAUGCAUGGCAUCGGGAUGUAUUUAAAUAUACCAAUUCAGAAGCCAAAUGCCCGAUAUGUAAAGAGAUACAUACACGUUUAGGUAUAUGGGGUGAUUGGAGUUUAAAUGUACCAAACAAAACCCGCCUUUAUCAGCCAGAGGCAGGCUUACGCCAAUAUGCCAUCGAGCAUAAAAUGAAUCCUGAGAAAUUUUCAGUUAUUACAGAAGCUGAGAAAACUAGGUGGACCAUGGGAUGUUUUCGUGGGGAUUUGGAAAGAGAUAUACGGUUCUAUCAAGGCGGAAUCGAGAGGAAUGAAGAUACCAGAAAAUAUCACAAAUUUUUAACAGAUCGGGAUAGGCUGGUCGGUGAAGAGUUAUUACGUCGUAGUAUACUAAAGAGUGGUUUAAGUACUGCAUGGCUUGACGAUCUGAUGAAAGAAUGGGAAGAAAUCCAUACUCGAUUUACACAAAUUUUUAGCCAGUCCUAG
Molecule: messenger RNA, 774 nt
Organism: Racocetra fulgida
Lineage: Eukaryota; Fungi; Glomeromycota; Glomeromycetes; Diversisporales; Gigasporaceae
Source: the annotation of a GenBank genome assembly